This is a messenger RNA of Ornithodoros turicata, 1305 nucleotides long. RefSeq lists its product as uncharacterized. The transcript has a single exon. The record is from RefSeq and is a predicted model, not a curated record. The coding region runs from base 1 to 1305 and encodes 434 amino acids. NCBI's taxonomy places the organism in Eukaryota, Metazoa, Arthropoda, Arachnida, Ixodida, Argasidae.
AUGGAGGCACCGCGCGAAGUGUUGGACAACGUCUUCUCACAGACUGUCAUGUCUUCAUUACCCUCGAACGUGCAUGCAAAAUCUGGAAUGGCACGCCUUCAGACAGUCUCGGUUUGGGCAGAAGGACCUGCAGGCAAGAAGCGAAUUCGGCUGCUUCUUGACACGGGUAGUCAAAAAGCGUUUAUACGUCGCGAUCUAUUGAAGGAGCUAAGGUGCCAAAUCACUGGUGAGGAGGACCUCUCCGUGUUCUCUUUCGCACGUACGCGCCACCCCAGAAGAUUCCACUGCGAACGGGUGCAAGUCCGCCUCGAAGUCACCUCGGAUCCGCGGUCGUUCAUCGAGCUUGAAGCCCUCGGCAUUUCUGAACUGUGCCGCGUGUCUACGCCAGCCUUGGACGACGUAACCAUGAGCCUUCUCUCGCUGCGAGGCCUCGAAGUGGCAGAUACGAACUGCACCACGGACAUCGCAAUGCUGGUGGGUUCCGAUUACUAUUGGAAGCUGGUCACCGGCCAAGUGCAACGUCUCCCUAGCGAUCUUGUUGCGGUGGAGACCAUUUUCGGAUGGGUCGUUCAGGGAGUCCAACGGCCACCCAGUCGAACGCUGUCCACCGUGGUAUCAGUCCUCUCCCUUUCCUGCGAGGAACAAGAAUUCUUCGACCACAUGGACCCUUCGGGAGCGUGGCGUUUGGAUGCCCUUGGCAUAAGCGAUCCGGUUCCUGAUCCCGACGAUGAGUUUGAGGCCGCCUACUUUACAAGCCAUGUACGCGAAUGUGACGGUAGCUACGUUGUCCCGUUAAUGGUUAAACCAGAACUAGGGCUCCCUGCUUGCGCCAAUAACAGGAAUACGGCUCUACAGCGCCUCCUCUCGCAACUACGUCGGUUUCGUUUCGACCCAGAAUUGCUGUCUCAGUAUGACAAGGUCAUACGUGAGUACUUUGACGAAGGUCAUGCUGAAAAGGCAAUGGGGAUCACCAGCCGCCAAGAAAACGUUUAUUACAUGCCCCAUCACACGGUUGUGCGACAAGAGGCGGUCACCACGAAACUCCGCGUUGUAUUUGAUGCGCCGUCCCACUUGCCAGGUCAGCAAUCGUUGAAUACUCUCCUGAUGAAAGGGCCGAAGCUAAACGCUGAUCUGCUCCAUCUUCUGUUGCGGUUCCGCUGCAGCUCCACGGUUUUAACCGCCGACAUCAGGAAGGCAUACCUGCAAAUCAUCAUUCGUCCCGAAGACAGAGAUUUCCUUCGCUUUCUGUGGGUAAAGGAUGUACGGCAGGCAUCCAACGACAGCAAUCUCGAACUUGUCGACUAG